UUGAUUUGAGGGAGAUGGCGAUACAAGUCCCUGAGCGUGAUCAGGUAUAUCAGCCAUCAGAGGAAGAACUCAGGAGCUAUAUUGAUCCUUAUGAGAACGUGAUUUGUACAGAAUGCCAUGAAGGUGGGGAUGAUGGCCUCAUGUUACUAUGCGAUCUUUGUGAUUCGCCCGCGCACACCUAUUGUGUUGGCCUUGGGCGAGAAGUACCUGAAGGUAAUUGGUAUUGUGACGGUUGUAGACCUGUUGCUACUGGAUCCUCAAGUUCCCCUGCUCAGACUCGUUUGUCUGACCAGAGAACAACAAGCAGCACCGUGUCUGAUAGAGCAUCAACCGUCACUAACUAUUUCAUUGAAGGUUUAGACCUUAAUUCAGUUUAUUCACAAGGAUUUGGGAGUCUUUCAUCUCCGAGGUAUCAUUUUGGAGGUUUUCAAGUGACCUCACCAUUACCUGGAGCCGGGGCACCAACACUAUUCGGGAGAAGGUUAAUACACCGCCAUAUCCAACAGCUCCUUUCUGUAAAUAGAAUGGGUCAUAUGGCUAACAGACAUGAGGGAAACUCAGGUGCUAAUUUGAUUAGUGAUCUGAAUUCUCCACUUGAUCAGGGGAGGGAAACACCACGUCAACGUGCAAAUACACAAGAAUUGGGAGUAGUUCAUGCUUUCUUUCGGGAAAGAUUACGUGAAAAUCUCUCAACACCAGUGCAAGAUACCGAUUUGUUUUCUCCAAGAAUAAGCCAAGUGAGAAGGCAAAUGGGGGGGCAGGAUCCGCUUACUGCCUCUGCUGGUGGACCUUCCAAUGGUUCACUAUGGCCUGGAAUUGUAGAGAGGAGUUCACCAUUGAAUUUUGAGCAGCAGUUGUGUCAGUGCAACGGUGGACCAAACAAUGGCCGUGACAGGGGUGAGACUGAUUUACACACUGCAAAGGAAGAACUGCAUUCGAUGAUCAAACUCCAUUUGAAGAACUUGUUGCGAGACAGUAAUUUAGCCCAAAGUACAUUGAUGGACAUUGCUAGGAGCUCAACGCACACAAUUUUAGCAGCAUGCGAGCUUGAGCACAAAAGCAACGAGGUUGUGGCAGUGCCCGUGCCCCCACCACCCAUCUGCGGCCACAUUGAAUUACUGGGGGGUAGCAAAGCAAGUCUAAUGAGAGGCCGCUGCUCAUCGUGUUUCGAUUCUUUUGUAGGGGAGGUAGUGAAGAAGAUCCUGGACACAAAAUUGUCAGAACGAUGGUUGAGUUUAGGUCUUUAGGAAUUGAUGCAUAAGGUGUCUUAUUUGGACACCUCUUUUUGUUAGGGUUUUAGACAAGAAUUUCAUUAACUUGUUUAUAGAAGUGGUUCCACUGA
Molecule: messenger RNA, 1342 nt
Organism: Morus notabilis
Lineage: Eukaryota; Viridiplantae; Streptophyta; Magnoliopsida; Rosales; Moraceae
Exons: 3
Coding region: 15-1247 (410 amino acids)
Source: RefSeq, a predicted model, not a curated record